AUGAACACUCGUUUCCUUUUCAGCCUGCAAAUACUUCUCUUAUGUGAUGUAGAACGUGUUCGAGCUGCAUCACUUCGUGCUCUUCGUUAUUCAAUCCAUCGGGGGACUAUUUUUGAUAAAUUUCUUGAAUGUCGUCUUGAUUAUCUUGUUUGCCGAUCUCUUACAAUUGACUUACGAAAUGCUCGUGAACGCUUAGAAGCAUAUAAACUUAUUCGUCGUUUAUUUCUUUUAUAUCCUCAACGUUUACCUCAUUCACUUGUCUAUGUUCUUGAUGCUAUUGUUUCAUCAAGUCAUCCAGCAUCAGUACCUCGAAAUGCAAAUUCAACACCUAUAAUACGAACUGAUCAAAUGGUUAAAUGUUGUUUAGAAUUAUUAUGUGAAAUAGCAAUUCAAAAUCCACAUAUAUUACAUGAAUGUCAUGCAAUAAAUACAAUGCUAAAAUUUAUUGUUGAUUUUGAACAAGAUGAACUUCGUGAAAGUGUACUUUAUGCAUUGUUACAUGCUGUUGAUCGUUUUACAAUCAAUGAUAAUAGUGAGCCAACAAUAAUGGAUUCAGUAGAUUCCAAUGGUCCAGCUUUGGUACUUGUAGAUGAAGGAAUGCGUGAACGACAUGAAUUAAUUGGAAAUAUGUUUAGUCAAUUAGUGGCAAUUUUUUCAUUAUGUGAAAAAGGAACAGUGAAAACCGGUGAUCGUCGUGGAAUGACACCAGCAGCAUUUGAUAAUUUAAUUGUUAAAGAACCAGAUAAAAUAAAAACACUUAAAUCAUGUGCAUCAGCUAUGGGAACAAUUUUACAUAGUUGGAUCGGUUUUACGGCAUUUUGUCAAACAAGAAAUUCAUCUAUACGUUUACUUGUUAAUUGUUUACUUGUACAAUCUGAACCAAUGAAAAUGAUAAUUCUUGAUUUAUUUUAUGAGUUACUUAACCUUGAUAUUCCAGCUGUCUGUGAUAGUUAUGACGCAGCACUUAAAUCAAUGUAUCCAAUAUGGAAUUUAACAACAGUUGAAGAAGGAUAUACAUAUGUAGCUUGGGAAGGAGCUGCUAAAUUACCUCGUUUAUCAUCUACAAGACCGGACUUGCUUGAUAGUCAUAUGGCAUUAAUGCUUCUUACUCUUAUUGAUGCUGGCUUGAUCGAGUGUAAUGAAAAUUUACCUGAAGAGCAAAGUUUUCUUUUAUUACCUCUAUUGAUGGAUGUUGCUAUUGCUGAUGAUGAUAGUGUCAAACGAAGUUUUGCAAAAGAAGCUAUGCUUAAUAUAAAUGCAUUCUUUGAAUUUAAACAACGUACACGUCAUAUACAUUCAUUUCAAUUAGCACAAUUAACAUAUCAUGCUCAACAUUUAAAUGAUUAUUUUACAUUACCACAAAAUGUUGGUGGAGAAACAAACCGCCGAAUAUCAACAUCAUCGUCCAAUGAUCCCUUGGUUGCAGAAAAAAUUGACGCUAGUAUUCGUGAUACAAAUACAUUACAAGCAAAUAAUUAUAAAAGAUGGAAUUGGGAUCUAAUAUUAGCUUUAUUAAAAGAUUUUCCAAAACAAGCAAAUCAAGUCCAAGGCGAGCUCUAUGAAAUGUUUCUUGAUAAAUUAUGUGACUUUUUCAAACCGGAACAAAAUGGUGGCUUUAAUGAUAUUCUUUUAACUGAUUCACUAUCUGAUGUAACUUGUCGAACUUUAUUAGCAUUUUCUGAUCUUCUUGUUUAUCCAGCUCGAUCAUCAUCAAAUCAUAUUAGAGUUAUUGCAAGUAAUAUUGCUCGAAUACUUUUAACAAGUGUUAGUAAUGCAUUAUAUCAAUCAAUUAUUGCAAUGAGAGAAUGUAAUGGACGAGCUAUAAUAACAGAACAUGAUUUAUUGUCAAAAAAUAGUGUUUAUUAUUAUUUAUUUCUUGGACGUUUAAGUAAAUCAUCCGUUGGUACACAAUCAUUAGUUGACAGUGAUAUAUUUGUUCGUCUUUUGGAAAUGUUAAAAAUGGAUGAUGAAUUUGCUACAUCAGCUAUUGUUGCAUUAUCUUCAUUUAAUUAUUAUUAUGAAAGUUCAUGUCGAACUUAUUUAAUGCAAGCACUCAAAUCACAUUGCACGGCACUUCGUUUGUACAGUACAAGUCUUCUUCGUGUAAUUCUUCGUUCAAAUCCCGUUGCAUUUGGUAGUUGGGGUUUAAGUCUUCUUAUUUCACAAUUACAUGAUACUGAUCAAACAGUUUUAAUUGAAGCAGUUUCAGUUCUUGAUGAAGCUCUUGAAGAUAGAAGAUUAGUGAAUCUAUUUUAUAAGCAAUGGGAAAGUUUUACAGCAAUUAAAAAUAAAAAUUAUUUUUUGUCAAAAGUUUUUCAUUUGGCUUCUGCACGUAUGACUUCAAUACCAUUUCAUCAAGUUCAACAUGAUGAUAAACAUUUGUCAAUGCUACGUGAAGAACUUGCAUAUUGGGAUUCAACAUUUAAUGCUGAAUAUGUUACUUUUAUGGAAACAAGAUUAUUUUCAGCUCAUUCAGGUGGUGCUUUAUUAACUGAUGAUUAUUUUGAAAGACGUAAAUCAGCAUCGUUAACAAAUAAAACAAAAAUAAAAAAACCAACUGCUUAUGUUUCAUCACAUAUAUAUAGACAAUUAUGUCUUCAUUAUGAUGGAUUUCGUUUAUUACGUUCAGAAUCUCGUUUAGAAAAAUAUGUAAUAGAAUUACGACAGCAUCGUACUAAUUGUAUUAGUCUAAAUGAAACAUAUGUUAUUAAAGAAGCACUUUGGGCAUUAGCUCAUACAGCUAGUACGGAAUAUGGCUAUAUUUGGUUUAUGGAAAAAGAUUUAUUACCAGAUUUUUUAAGAUUUGCUGAAGAAUGUCAAAAUUUAUCUGUUCGAGGUACAGCAUUCUAUGCACUCAGUUUAAUAGCGCAAACUCCAGAUGGUGCCAUUUCUUUGAAAGACUAUGGUUGGGAAACAUAUCGUGUUCGAUCUCAUUCAAUUCCACCAUCAGCAGCAAAUACUGAUACAUAUCAAAGUGCUGAAAGACGUAUUUCAAAAGGUGCUACACCAUCAUCACCACGUAAAAGUAUUUCAUUACAAGUAACUCCACCAGGAGCUUCGACCACAAAUAAUCAAUCAGAACAUAAAAUAAAACCUAGUACAAAUGAAUCACUAACAGCCGAUCCUGUACCAACAACUCGUUUCAAUCCUCGUCACGAAUUAAGUUUAUCUGAUGUCAAAUCUAAACGAUCAUUAACAAUGCCUUCAACAAUUUUAUUAAAUGCUAAUGAAAAAACAGAUGUUCUACAUGUUAUUAUACCUGAAGAAAGUGCACCAGCAACACCAACAAGUAAUAUAGCAAUGGUAUCAUUUUCUGAUAAUCUUGAACCUGGUGGUCCUCCAUUACUUGUUGGUGUACCUAUACGUCGUUGUUCAAGUAUAUCAAAAGAAUUAACAAAUACAACAUGUCGUGAUUCAGGUAUAGCUAGUGGAGCAACAGGAUCAUUUUCAGAUGUUGAAUAUUCUCGUUCACCAUCUUAUCAAACAUAUGCAUCACAUGGUCAAUCUCAAUCAGCUGCUGAACAAUCAGCAACAGAUAGUUUACCAUUAGAACGUUUUCGUCCACGAUCAAAAUCAGCACAUCAAUCGAAUGCAUUACGACAAUCAAAACAAUUACAAAAAGUUCCUGAAGUUAUUCAAGCACUACGUGCACCAACAGCUGGUCUUGGUGGUGCAUCAGAACCAUCAGCAACUGAUGAGUUAUAUCGAUCACGUUUAUUACGUUGUAAUUUUCUUUUAAAACCAGAUGCAACUGGUUAUGAAUAUGCAAGACGUGUACAAAAAAUAAGUCAUGCAACAUAUUCUCAAUUAGCUAAUACGAAUCAUAAUGAUUCUUAUAUAGAUGAUAUAUUAUUAAAAGAAAAAAAAGAUGAAUUUUUAUUACCCUUUCAUAGAUAUACAUCAAGCUUUUAUAAGAAAAUUUAUGAAUCACAUGAUUUACGUGAUCAACAAUUUGAUAGAUUUUUAACAGAUAAUGGAAAAUAUUCUGCAGAUCAACGUGAUAUAGAUGAUGCUGAUGAAGAUGGAAAUACUAUUUAUCGUGGUUUAGCUUUACCUGUUGAUAUUCGUCAAGUUGUAGAAAUAUCUGAUGGUUAUAAUUUAAAUUAUGAGACAUGGUAUGAUCUUGUUCGUUCUCGUUCACGUGGAAAUACAAAUGCUGAUCAAGCACGAACACGUAGUGCUACUGGAGCAUCAAUUAGUUCUGGAGAAUUUACUUCAACAUCACCUGCAAAUCCAUCACAAGAUCAAAUAACGUCAACAACAAUAAUUGUUCCAAUAAAUCCAAUAUCAUCAACGCCAACAUUAAAUAUUUGUAUGAUGUGUAGUAAUAAUACAACAAAUAUUACACCACAUGAAAAUUCUCAUAUAAAUAUGCAAGCAGAUUUCGCUGAUGUCAAAUCAUUAGCUAGUCGUCUUAUUGCUGCUAUUCAUACUGAUGAAGUAGAAAAAAAACUUUUAAGUUGGAAAGAAAGUCGUCCACAAAUAUUUGAUAAUAUUUGUUUAUAUUCUGAAGUAUGUUAUAUAUUAUCAUUGAGUAGUGUACGUGUGCCUGCUCAACGUUUUCUUCAUGAUUUAUUUUCGGAUUGUCAAUUUCAAAAACUUCGUAAACGUCGUCGUCAAAUUGAUACUUUACUAGAAGAAGAUGAUGAUGACAGCAUGGAUGCAAGUACAAGUUCAUGA
This is a messenger RNA of Rotaria sp. Silwood2, 4680 nucleotides long. NCBI's taxonomy places the organism in Eukaryota, Metazoa, Rotifera, Eurotatoria, Philodinida, Philodinidae. The record is from the annotation of a GenBank genome assembly.